GAGACGACUAGCAGCUAAACUCCAGUCUGUUGAGGCGUUCAGGAACAUCAGAAGGAGAGACGACCAGCAGCUAAACUCCAGUCUGACGAGGCGUUCAGGAACAUCAGAAGCCAUAUAAAGAGGUGCAGCACCAAAAAGACUUUAACUUCAGCUGCAGAAUCAACUCUCUACUCUUAAACAUGGCAAGCAAACAUUCCAGCUAUGAAGCUAUUCUACGAAAUGAUGAGGAGCUGAGGAUUGUGAUGGUGGGGAAGACUGGGAUCGGGAAGAGUGCCACAGGAAACACCAUUCUUGGGCGUAAAUGCUUUGAAUCAAAGUUCAGUCCCACAUCUAUGACUGAUGAGUGCUUUAAGGCCAAGGCUGAAGUGGAUGGACAAACGGUUGUUGUUAUUGACACCCCAGGUCUCUUUGACACCAGGUGGGCCCAGGAUAAAACACAUAAAGAUAUAAAGCAGUGCAUCUGCUAUUCUUCACCUGGACCACAUGUCUUCCUGGUUGUUGUCAUGCUGGGCAGAUUCACAGAAGAAGAAAAGCAGUCAGUGGAGAAGAUCCAAGAAAUAUUUGGCCAGGAUGCAGACAAAUAUAGCAUGGUUCUCUUUACUCAUGGCGACCGUCUUAAAGAGAUGACUCUAGAGGAGUUUAUGGAGGACAGCCCAGACCUGCAGGGACUUGUGUCCAGGUGCAAUGGUCAGUAUCAUGUCUUUAAUAAUGAGCUGGAGAAUCGCUCUCAGGUCACCGAGCUGCUUAAGAAGAUCAGAUCCAUAGUCCAGAAGAACGGAGGAAGUCACUACACCAAUGAAAUGUUCCAAAAGGCAGAAAGGGCAAUCGAAGAGGAGAAACAACGCAUCCUGAGAGAGAAAGAGGAACAAAUACGCAAAGAGAAAGAAGAAGUGAAGAAGAAACUACAAGCAGAAUAUGAAGAAAAGAUCAAGAACAUGAUGGAGAAAUUCCAGGCUGAAAUUGAGGAAGAACAAAGGAAAAGAGAGAUGGCGAGAACAACAGAGUUGAAUAGAAGCAAGGAGGGGACAGAGGGUGGGAAAAAGGAAAAUGAAGGGAAAGAGCGUAAGAGAGAAGAAAAAAUACAGACGGAGAAAGAAAUAAGGGGAGGGGGGGGGGAAGAGUUGAAGAAGGAACAGAACAACCUGGAUAAAAAAAAUCAAACCGUGGCCAGACAAAAAGAAGCUAUUCUACGAAAUGAUGAAGAGAUGAGGAUUGUGAUGGUGGGGAAGACUGGGAUCGGGAAGAGUGCCACAGGAAACAGCAUUCUUGGGCGUAAAUGCUUUGAAUCAAAGUUCAGCGCCACAUCUAUAACUGAUGAGUGCUCUAAGGCCAAGGCUGAAGUGGAUGGACAAACGGUUGUUGUUAUUGACACCCCAGGUCUCUUUGACACCAGGUGGGCCCAGGAUAAAACACAUAAAGACAUAAAGCAGUGCAUCUGCUAUUCUUCACCUGGACCCCAUGUCUUCCUGGUUGUCGUCAUGCUGGACAGAUUCACAGAAGAAGAACAGCAGUCAGUGCAGAAGAUCCAAGAAAUAUUUGGUCAGGAUGCAGACAAAUACUGCAUGGUUCUCUUUACUCAUGGCGACCUUCUUAAAGACACCACUAUAGAGGAGUUUAUGAAGGACAGUCCAGACCUGCAGGGACUUGUGUCCAGGUGCGAUGGUGAGUACCAUGUGUUCAAUAAUGGUCUGGAGAAUCACUCGCAGGUCACCGAGCUGCUUAAGAAGAUCAGAUCCAUAGUCCAGAAGAACGGAGGAAGUCACUACACCAAUGAAAUGUUCCAAAAGGCAGAAAGGGCAAUCAAAGACGAGAAACAACGCAUCCUGAGAGAGAAAGAGGAGCAAAUACGCAAAGAGAAAGAAGAACUGGAGAAGAAACUUCGAGCAGAAUAUGAAGAAAAGAUGAAAAAAAUUACAGAGAUAUUCCAGGAUGAAAUGGAGGAAGAGAGAAGAAACAGGAGUGAGCAGAAUACUAAGAAAAUGAUGAUGGAUAUGGCAAGAAAUAAGGACAGGAAAAAAGGAGAAGAGGGAGAUGGAGAAAAGAGAAAAGAGGAGAAGAGGGAGAUGGAGAAAAGAGGAGAAGAGGAUAGAGUGGGAGAGGAGAAAACAGGAGAAGAGCAAGAUGGAGAUGAAGAAGAGAAGAGAAAAGAGGAGAAGAGGGAGAUGGAGAAAAGAGGAGAAGAGGAUAGAGUGGGAGAGGAGAAAACAGGAGAAGAGCAAACUGGAGAUGAAGAAGACAAGAGAAAAGAGGAGAAGAGGGAGAUGGAGGAAAGAGAAGAAGAGGAUAGAAUGGGAAAAUGGAAAAAAGGAGAGGAUAGAGUAGAAGAAGAGGGAGAUAGCGAAGAGAUAAGACAAGAGGAUAGAGUCAGAGAAGAGAGAAUAGGAAGAGAAGAGGGAGAUGAAGAAGAGAAGAGAAAAGAGGAGAAGCAGCAGAAAAUGAUUCAACAAUUAAAGGCAGAGCAUGAAAGGGUUCUGAAAGAGCAAAUAGAACAGUUGGAGGAAAAGCAUGAGAGAAUGGCCAGAGAGAAAGCAGAAAUCGUUUAGCUCUUACACACAACAACAAAAGAAAACUAGAAAAUGUAAUUCCACCUAUAGAAUACAUUUGAAUCAGCAUUUUAUGAGACAUGUUGUCAGCUGUACUGCUGUGCUUUGAAGAAAUUGGUUAUUAUUAUUAUUAGGGGUGUGACGAGACACCCAGCUCACGAGACAAAACACAAGAUUGGGUUCACGAGAUCCAGACCAGACUUUAACAUUACUUUACAGAAAUUUUCAAUGCUGAAUAAGAAUUAAAAAAAUAGUACUUUAUUCAAUCAAAAGCCACAAAAUGAAAUCUGAGCACUAAAAGGUUUUGCCAUGAACUCAAAUGACUAGCUUUUCUCCUGUAUAACUAACAGUUAGACCGUUACUUAUUCCAUAUGUACGCAAAGAGAGUCUCUUCACUCAGAGAACCAAGGUUACUACAUAACCAAGCAUUUUCUUUUAGUAGUUGAGACCAAAUGUCUUGUACGUGAAUUUGUCAUUGUACCAUAGACAGAGAGAAAUAAAGCUUAUUUUACUAAUAUUUUAUAUUUAUUAUGUUGUAAAGCACAAAUAAAUAAAGACAACAGAUGAGUUUUGCUCUUUUCUCCUACUCUGCGUUUUAUUAAUUGUAGCAUUAAAGAAGGAGGUAGGCUACUUUUGUAUCGGUUUAUGACCAUUAUAGGACAAAGAGAGAACAGUUCCCUUUGUUUCUUACCAUUUAACGUAACGUUAGGUUUGGAUGUCUGCUUCCCAACUCAUUUUAACCCUAAGCAACCAAAAGGAUCCAAACUGUUACAGCCAAGAUUUAUCCACUUGAUAUACAUAAUUUAUCACGUUUUCCCUAAUUUCUGCAGCUAGCUCCAUGUCUUCUCUAUAUGUCCCGUGAUGCACUGUGAGUUUGUGUACAGAUGUAAAGGCACACAUUAUGCCUCAUUUUAAAAAAGACAGAGAAAGAGAGUGGUCCGUGUUUUCAUUGACCUGAAAAUCAGCUGACCUGUCUCCAACAGUGCAUAUCUGGUGGGCAUGCCAGUUGAUGGCAUGUCUUUACAUUAUUACAUUAUUGAUGCCUAAAUCUAAGUUGCUUAAAAGUUCCUCAAAGCAUUAAGCCUGUCCUUGUGUGCGAACAUACUUUAAAUAGAUAACUAAGACAGUACACUGUUUAGAUUAUGAA
Etheostoma cragini (Arkansas darter) is the source of this 3690-nucleotide messenger RNA. RefSeq names its product GTPase IMAP family member 8-like. Bases 180 to 2543 code for a protein of 787 amino acids. Gene Ontology annotation, molecular function: GTP binding. The transcript has 6 exons. The record is from RefSeq and is a predicted model, not a curated record. NCBI's taxonomy places the organism in Eukaryota, Metazoa, Chordata, Actinopteri, Perciformes, Percidae.